AUGUUCGACAUGCCCAUGGUUAUCAUUACCUCGACAGAGCGCACCCAAUUUAGACAAAUUGCAAAUAGGUUACACUCAACACGAAAGGCUAUCCCUCUUAACAAUUACACAGAGCCAGCCACACAGAACCAGUUGGUCAGGAUGGUCCGAGACAGUCUGGGUCGACUGGCAUCUGGAAAAAGUAUGAUCGACUAUUCGGCGGCUAUUUUGCAGGCUUAUGAUAAUUUAAUGCCGAAAAAUGCGACCCCUGCUGAUAGCGAGUCAAUUUCAGCCGUAUUCAGGGCGAUCAUCGACGACCUGCGCUACAGCUGCGCCCAGUUGGGGUUCACGCAAAACCUUCGAAUCAAAAGGCACAUUCAACGCAGCCCGCUGGUCCGAAUUGUCUCCAGAAUGGAAAGACCCAAUCUAGAACAGAAGGUAUCAGGUCUCGCUUGCCAUCAGCCAGUCUUCCUAGUUCAUACAAAUGGUCCGUGUCAGAUGGCUCGCGGGGCGGAGAUGAACAAAUCUGGACCGGGCCUGGAUCUGUUGCAUCGGCUGCUCAGAGUCUACCUCCACCUGCCUGACAAGCCGUCUGGUAAGACCGGCAAAAGCCGGACAGAGGCUGGUUCGAUGAGUGUUGGAAGUACCAAAAGUGUCCGUGAAGAGGCGAAUAUGACUGCGGCUGAGGCUGCCGCUAUCGCCGCCGAGGCUGCCCUCGCCGCUAUGGCCGAGGCGACGGCCGACGCCAACGCUUUGAGCGUCGAAUGGACCAACUCGGUGAAGGGGCUCGGCUUGCGUCUGGUGGACAUGCAGGUGGGAAUAUCGGAAACCAGCAAUAUGCUAAUGAAUCUUGGCCUCACUUCAAUGGGCCCCAGAGAACGGAGUCUGCACGAGGCCUGCGCUCAGUGGGAGACGUCCGGAGGGGAAAAUGAGCCCAUUGUUCGCCUUGCUUUCCCAAAAGGUGUUCUCAUCCAGGCUGAAGUGGACGACAGUUUCGACCUCGCAACAACCUCCCAACCGGGAGUCGAACGAUACAGAUGCAGCGUGUAA
This is a messenger RNA of Protopolystoma xenopodis, 1029 nucleotides long. Lineage: Eukaryota; Metazoa; Platyhelminthes; Monogenea; Polystomatidea; Polystomatidae. The record is from the annotation of a GenBank genome assembly.